Molecule: messenger RNA, 2013 nt
Organism: Fonsecaea erecta
Lineage: Eukaryota; Fungi; Ascomycota; Eurotiomycetes; Chaetothyriales; Herpotrichiellaceae
Exons: 1
Coding region: 1-2013 (670 amino acids)
Source: RefSeq, a predicted model, not a curated record
AUGACGGAUGGUCUUGUCGGACGGGAACGGGGACUUCGGCUUCCCCUUGACCCAGCGUGGACGUCUGAAGAUGAAUACAUCCAGUCGGUACUAGAUUUCGCCACGAGAUCUGACCUCUUUCGGAAUCUUUGCGGCGGAGUGCAUAUUCUGGACUUCCUCACGCGAGAGCCGGACCUUUACACGACGGUCCUGCCGGAGGAAUGGCGUGAGUGGUUCGACACAGUUGAGAUUGACGAUGUGCUUGAUCUGCUUCUUCGAACUGAUUUAAAGGAGUAUUCCCCUGCUGCUCCGUCGACAAAUUCCGGUUCCAGCCCCUCUCCACCCGCAAGCCUGCUGGAGUAUGUGCAGACAAUCCGGAAACACUGCCUUCGGCGGGACUUCACCCCCGUCUCGGACGACGUGACAGACAUACCCACACAGCUCUCCGUGGGGAUGAAGACGAAGAAGAUCCACGAAGUUGCGAACUUCGCGGCGUAUGUGGACAAGCUCUCCGAAGACGUCUCCCGACGACUUCAGGAGCCGCUCUCGGUCGUCGAUUUCGGGUCGGGCCAGAACUACCUGGGCCGAACGCUGGCGUCCCCGCCGUACAACAAGCACGUGGUGGCCAUUGAGAGGAAGCAUCACAACAUUGCUGGUGCGAGAACGAUGGAUGUCCACGCGAAAUUGGCGCAGAAAGAGAAGAUCAUGCGCAACAAGAAAGAGUGGAAGCGGCAGAUGGCGCGCAAGGACGGCGUGCCCACUCCUCCAACCUCCUCCUGCUCCUCUUCCCAGUCUGAAAAAGGGCGUCCGUCGGUGCCGGUGCCAGUGCCAGAGCCGGUGCCAGAAAUGUUUGCUGCGGCAAAGAUUCUGGACAACAAGGACUUUGAUCCCAACAGGGGCUCCAUGACGUACAUCGAGCACGACGUCCAGGACGGAUAUCUCGAGAAUAUCCUUUACCCAUUAGAUUCCAGUCAGAAAGAAGGCGACGAGCAAGAACAACAGCGACCAGAAAACAUCGAAAACCCUUCAACCACGGCGACCCCAGACGAAACCGGGGAUGGACACAGAAGCAGAAACAGCAAGAGGUCCAGAGCCCUGGUCGUCUCGCUCCAUUCGUGCGGCAACCUGUCGCACCACGCGCUGCGGUCGCUGAGCCUGAAUCGCAGCGUGUGCGCGGUCGCCAUCAUCGGGUGCUGCUACAACCUGGUGACGGAGCGGCUGGGGCCGGCGACAUACAAGCUCCCGCGGCUGCGGCCCAAUCACCCGCGGCUGGAGGCGACCGGGGGAGCAUACGACCCGCACGGAUUCCCGCUGUCGCGCACGCUGGAGGAGUUCCCGCUCGCUGACGCCGACGGCGGGAGUGGGCGCGGGGUACGACUGAACAUCACGGCGCGCAUGAUGGCCGUGCAGGCCCCGUACAACUGGGGGCCCGUGGACAGCGAGGCCUUCUUCCGCCGCCACUUCUACCGCGCACUCCUGCAGCGCAUCUUGCUUGAUCUGGGCGUCGUCAAGCAGUCUGCUGGCCCAGCAGGGGAGGGGAAGGAGGAGGAGGAGGAGGUCGUGGGCGGCAGCAUCACAGGUCGUGAAGGAUCCCGUGGCAACGGCAGCGGCACGCCCCUGAUCAUCGGGUCUUUGCGCAAGACAUGCUUCGCCAACUUCCGAGCAUACGUGCACGGGGCCCUGGCCAAGCUGCGCGCCCACCCCGUCGACGGCCCCACGGUGACGGCGCUGACGCAGGACCCGCUGCUCACGGACGAGAUUAUCGACGCGUACGAGCGGCGGUUCGCAUACGCCAAGAAGAACCUGGCCGUGAUCUGGAGCCUGAUGGCGUUCAGCGCCGGCGUGGUCGAGAGCAUCAUCGUCACCGACCGCUGGCUGUUCCUGCGCGAGCACCCGGACAUCGACGACUGCUGGGUCGACGUCGUCUUCGACUACAAGCAGAGUCCGCGGAACUUUGUCGUCGUGGGCAUCAAGAAGCAGGUUCAGAAUCAGGAGCAGGAGCAAGAGCAAGAGCAAGAGCAAGAGCAGGCAUGA